This is a messenger RNA of Clunio marinus, 192 nucleotides long. The record is from the annotation of a GenBank genome assembly. NCBI's taxonomy places the organism in Eukaryota, Metazoa, Arthropoda, Insecta, Diptera, Chironomidae.
AUGAAAAUCAUAGAUAAUCGGAAGUUGAAGUUCGUCAAUAAGAUUAUGAAGAAAAUUCCUUGUUGGGUUCGAUGGUUACAAAGUAAAGAGUAUUAUUUAAACGAGACAAUAAAGAAAGAAGAAAAUGCAGACAAUCAUGUAAUAAAAGGUGAAGAACAAGACGUUGAAAGAGAAGGUUGUAUUACCCCUUAA